Messenger RNA from Drosophila novamexicana, 6685 nucleotides. RefSeq names its product plasma membrane calcium-transporting ATPase 3 (gene PMCA). The transcript is spliced from 17 exons. Gene Ontology annotation, molecular function: P-type calcium transporter activity; ATP binding; ATP hydrolysis activity. The coding region runs from base 178 to 3981 and encodes 1267 amino acids. Lineage: Eukaryota; Metazoa; Arthropoda; Insecta; Diptera; Drosophilidae. Gene Ontology annotation, cellular component: membrane; intracellular membrane-bounded organelle. The record is from RefSeq and is a predicted model, not a curated record. Gene Ontology annotation, biological process: calcium ion transmembrane transport; regulation of cytosolic calcium ion concentration.
UUAUGUUUACUUAUAUUUAGUAUACUUAAAAUAAUUAUAAUUUAAUAGCGCUGUGUUCGCGUUGGCACACUGAAUCUUGCUGCCUGCCUGCAGCAGUUGACGAGUUGUAGUUAAAUCGUGUGGCAACACCCAUCUAGCAUAGUAUCCAAACUCAAGUAUAGUUCGAUAUUAUAACCAAUGGCCACAAUCGAUGGAAGACCGGCACAGUAUGGGAUAUCACUUAAACAAUUACGAGAGCUCAUGGAGCAUCGUGGCAGGGAGGGUGUGGCAAAAAUAAGUGAUUUCGGUGGAAUUCAUGAGUUAUGCAAAAAGUUAUAUACAUCCCCAAAUGAAGGCCUCAGCGGGUCAAAAGCUGAUGAGGAGCACAGACGUGAAACGUUUGGCUCAAAUGUAAUACCACCGAAACCCCCAAAAACAUUUUUGACACUAGUCUGGGAAGCGCUUCAAGAUGUUACACUUAUUAUUUUAGAGGUAGCUGCGUUAGUAUCCCUUGGUCUAUCAUUUUAUAAGCCUGCUGACGAGGAUGCGCCAUUACUCCAAGAAGAAGAUGAACAUCACGGGUGGAUUGAGGGUCUCGCUAUACUUAUUUCGGUCAUUGUAGUCGUCAUAGUAACAGCUUUUAAUGAUUACUCAAAGGAGCGACAAUUUCGCGGGCUGCAGAACCGUAUAGAAGGCGAGCACAAAUUCUCCGUAAUUCGUGGUGGUGAGGUAUGCCAAAUUUCGGUUGGGGACAUCCUUGUCGGCGAUAUUGCUCAGAUCAAGUAUGGCGACCUUUUACCUGCCGAUGGCUGCCUUAUACAAAGCAAUGAUCUAAAGGUGGACGAGUCUUCCCUGACUGGCGAAUCAGAUCAUGUUAAAAAGGGCACUGAGGCCGAUCCAAUGGUUUUAUCCGGCACGCACGUUAUGGAGGGCAGUGGCAAAAUGGUAGUAACAGCCGUUGGCGUUAAUUCCCAGGCCGGUAUUAUUUUCACUCUGCUUGGAGCCGCUGUAGACGAGCAAGAAGCAGAAAUUAAAAAGAUGAAAAAGGAAGCUAAAAAGGCGGGCAAGCAAAAGAGCAAGAGCCUGACAGGUGAGAAUGACGGCCGAAUACCAAUAAAAGAAACAUCCCAUGUUUCGCAGCCACGAGGUGCUAGUGAGGCUGUUAAGUCGGAAUCGGACGGAAAUCACGUGCAGCAGUCCUCAACGCCAGCCCCCGAAACAGGACACAAAAAGGAAAAGUCUGUGCUGCAGGCAAAGCUUACGAAGCUGGCUAUACAAAUUGGCUACGCUGGUUCCACUAUAGCUGUUCUCACGGUUUUUAUUCUGAUUAUCCAAUUCUGUAUCAAGACGUUUGUGAUUGAUGAAAAGCCAUGGAAGAACACGUAUGCUAAUAAUUUGGUUAAGCAUUUGAUUAUUGGUGUCACAGUAUUGGUCGUGGCCGUGCCUGAGGGCCUUCCACUGGCUGUAACGCUCUCUUUAGCAUACUCGGUGAAGAAAAUGAUGAAGGAUAAUAACUUAGUGCGUCAUUUGGAUGCUUGCGAAACUAUGGGUAAUGCUACUGCAAUUUGCUCUGAUAAGACUGGUACGCUUACGACAAAUCGUAUGACUGUUGUACAAUCUUACAUUUGCGAGAAGUUAUGCAAGGUGCUACCAACGCUUACUGACAUACCACAGCAUGUGGGCAAUUUAAUCACAAUGGGAAUAUCAGUUAACUCGGCUUAUACCUCCAAUAUAAUGCCUGGUCCAAAGCCGGGCGACAUACCAAUUCAAGUGGGCAACAAAACAGAAUGCGCUCUUCUGGGAUUUGUGCAGGGGCUAGGUGUUAAGUAUCAAUCAAUACGGGAUGAAAUUCCAGAGGAUAGAUUCACUCGGGUUUACACCUUUAACUCUGUACGCAAAAGCAUGGGAACAGUAAUACCUAGACCUAACGGUGGAUAUCGAUUGUACACGAAGGGAGCUUCGGAAAUCAUAAUGAAAAAAUGUGCUUUUAUCUAUGGUCAUGAGGGGGCAUUAGAAAAGUUUACACGCGACAUGCAGGAGCGUCUAAUACGUGAAGUAAUUGAGCCAAUGGCCUGUGAUGGCCUGCGCACAAUUUCUGUCGCUUAUCGCGACUUUGUGCCUGGUAAGGCAGCAAUCAAUGAAGUGCACAUUGACGGCGAACCCAAUUGGGAUGAUGAAGAGAAUAUAAUGUCAAAUCUGACCUGCCUGUGCGUUGUUGGCAUUGAAGAUCCAGUGCGUCCCGAAGUACCUGACGCUAUACGCAAGUGCCAACGUGCCGGCAUCACUGUUCGCAUGGUCACUGGUGACAACAUUAACACAGCACGUUCGAUUGCCAGCAAAUGUGGCAUUUUGCGACCGAACGACGACUUCCUUAUACUGGAGGGUAAAGAGUUUAAUAGACGUAUACGAGACAGCAAUGGUGAUAUCCAACAGCACCUCCUUGAUAAAGUUUGGCCCAAGUUGAGGGUUCUUGCUCGUUCAUCUCCCACCGACAAGUAUACACUGGUUAAAGGAAUGAUCGACAGUGCAGUGACUGAUAAUCGGGAAGUAGUUGCGGUAACAGGCGAUGGAACCAAUGACGGUCCAGCCCUAAAGAAGGCCGAUGUUGGAUUUGCAAUGGGAAUUGCCGGCACUGAUGUAGCUAAGGAGGCGUCGGACAUCAUUCUCACCGACGAUAACUUCAGUAGCAUUGUCAAGGCUGUUAUGUGGGGACGCAAUGUUUAUGAUUCAAUAGCAAAGUUCUUGCAGUUUCAGUUAACAGUAAAUGUCGUCGCUGUCAUUGUUGCAUUUAUUGGUGCUUGUGCGGUACAAGAUUCGCCGCUAAAAGCCGUUCAGAUGUUAUGGGUCAACCUCAUUAUGGACACACUCGCAUCUCUUGCUUUAGCAACGGAAGUGCCGACGCCUGAUCUUUUGCUUCGUAAGCCAUAUGGGCGCACAAAACCACUUAUAUCACGCACAAUGAUGAAAAACAUAUUGGGACAAGCCCUAUAUCAGUUGGUCAUCAUAUUUGGGCUGCUGUUUGUUGGCGAUUUAAUACUCGAUAUCGAAUCUGGACGCGGGCAGGAUCUUAACGCAGGACCAACCCAACAUUUCACAAUAAUAUUCAACACGUUCGUCAUGAUGACACUCUUUAACGAAAUCAAUGCUAGGAAAAUACAUGGUCAACGUAAUGUUAUUGAGGGACUCUUCACCAAUCCCAUAUUUUACACCAUCUGGAUAUUCACAAUGAUUUCUCAGGUUGUAAUUAUCCAAUACGGAAAGAUGGCUUUCUCAACAAAAGCGCUCUCCCUCGACCAAUGGUUGUGGUGUGUAUUCUUUGGAAUCGGAACACUAGUCUGGGGACAAUUAAUCACUUCAGUGCCUACAAGAAAAUUGCCUAAGAUAUUAUCUUGGGGUCGUGGACAUCCGGAAGAGUAUACAGAUGCCAUGAAUUUAGGUGAGGAGCGGUUCGACUCCAUUGACUCUGAUAAGAAACCAAGAGCUGGACAAAUUCUGUGGAUACGUGGGCUAACUCGUCUGCAAACUCAAUUGCGCGUGAUUCGUGCAUUCCGCUCGACCCUGGAAGACCUAAACGAACGGCGCUCAAUGCACAGUUUGCAUAGCUUGCGUAGCCCCCGGACGGGCAUGCCAACAGGCAGUGGUGUUCACCCGCUCUACAAUUUAAAUCUGUUGAGCCCCAAUUACAGCAGCAAACAGCAUCAGCACCACCAACAUCAGCAGCCGCCGCCGCAUCAGCAGCAGCAGCAGCAUGUUUCUAAUGCAACUCUGCCCUCCGAUAUAUCUUACAUAGACGAAGAUCCACAGCAGCAGCAGCAGCAGCAUCGCAUUUUGCAAAACGGAGUCAAUUCCUCUGCAUCCACAGCAAACCUUACACCCCCCUCACAGCAGCAUUUAUCAUCACACUCAUCUGUUCGAUCUGCUGGCAGCGGCUUCGGUGACGUUGUCCUGCAGCAGUUAAACGAACAUCAGCCAAAAAAUGGACAGAACGAAACACGAAUUUAAGACAGAGGCCACCUUGAAAGACAAUAUAAAUACAGUCGACGCUGAGAGCACACUCUAUUUUUAACAUUUUACGCUCCUUAAGCUGUGAGCGCGAGAGUACCAAUUUAAUUUUUGUUGUGAUUAACUAAUCUAAGUGUUUAUAUUGUCUUUGCCUUCUUCAAAGUCUAAAAUCAAAAGCUAUAUGCAUAGAUGUGUUAUCUACGUGCAGAUGUAUGAUGUAUGUACAUAUAAAACUAACCAGACGGCUGGCCAUGGAAUCAAUGAAAUAUAUUAUACAUACACGCUCUGUCAUAUACCAUAUUGAGAUUCACACACAAAUGUAUAUGUAUACAUAUAUAAACAAAAAUACAUAUGUUUAUCAAUGAACACCCUUGCGCGCGCUUUCCCGGGCAUAUUAUCCAUACAUACACGUAUUACAUACAUUUAUAUAUACAUAUAUAUGAAGCGUGUUUGUCGUAUUCCGAUAAUUAUGUACUCAAUAAGAUACCUAAUUAAUUAAAUAUUAGCGCUUAGCAAAUGUUAUUUAAUCGCAUGAUUUUGUAUACUUUUAAUCUUUUAAUUUUUAUAUAAAUUAAUAUUAUUCUUGUGGAACUCGUAUUAUUAACUAUAUGAAAAAAAAUCCAAACAAAAUGUGCAUCAUUAUUUGCUUGGUGCGUGUGUGUAUGCGUAUGAAUGAGUUAAAGGAUCAGACAACUGUAAGAACACAGUAUUCUAGGGUGGAUGUGGAAUCCGAAGCUAUGGCAAGUACUUACCAACGCAGUUCAUAAAAUACAUACUAAUUGAAAUCUAAAGUUAGGCAACAUGAAUCGCCAUAUGCGUAAUGCUCGGGUACGAAGCAAAUAUCUUUCGAAUAAUAGAAUUAAAAUAAUUUAACAAACAUUCAACAUUAAUCAACAAUAGCAUACAUCGUAAAGGUAACUGUAACUGUGCUUGUUUUUAAACGACAGAUACGCCUUGUGAAAGGCGUUUUUUCACAGUUUUACAGUUACCUUUAUGUGUUUAAAAAAAAUGAAGCGAAACUCAGAUAAACUUUGGUAAUUUUUGGGACUAAAGAAUUAUAAAGGACAAAACCAUGUUUCAUGUGAAGUGAGGUAUCAUAUUUUAGCAGAGAACAGCUUAUGUAUAUACGUACAUACUUGUGUACAUAUAUUCAUUAUGUCGUAAUUCUUUAUAUGCGAUGGACAGUGGACAGCAAAGAAUCAUGUACAAUCAUCGACACACACUUCAGCUUAUUUUCAAAACAUUCAAAAGGACAAAUACGUACUUACGUAAGAGCUAGGAUGGUACAAUUUUUGAUAACUUCAGUAAACAUUUCAGCUUGCUAGCUCUGACGGUUAGGGCUGUGCGUUGAUUACCAAUCAGUCAGUCACACAAGAAACACAGUUUUAUAUAUAGAGAUAACAUUAUAAUAUUCGUAUAUUAUUAAGUUUUAAGUCAUGUAUACUUAAAAUAUGAAUUGGUUUAUCUACGCAUGCAGCAUACAUAUAAGCAUAAUCUUCUAUCAAUAAAUCAUUCGGCGCACCAUGUGUAUAAUUUAGUAAUGAAGUUUGAGUAUAUCCUUUUAUAUUCUUUCGGUGAAUAUCACUUUUACAUUUUCUACACAAAUUUCUAUUAAUAACUUUCCGAGAUUAUAUCAUUGUUUACAGUCGUUAUCACAAAGGCAUGUAUACUUCAUAUAAUUUUAAUGAUAGUUAUACAUGACAGAUGCUAAUAUAUCAGUUACUGGGCCUUUAUAAUUUCAAUCAGAAAACAAACGUAAUAAGUACUACAUUAUAAAUCCUUUUUGACACCGUACAACGCAAUUCUUCAGACCCUAACAAAUCACUUCUGUUUAAAGUUUCUGUGGUCCUGCAGACUCUACCGAUUUCACAAAUAUAGUUAAUCACUUAUUUAUAGAUUAAUGAAAAAUGAUGUGAGCAAGAAUAAUAUCAGUGUUAUCAUUAAUAAAAGAAUAAUCACGUGUCAGACAACUUUUUAAAUUAUCUUAGUAAAUGAGCAUAAAUUGAAAAUUUCGCCCAUUCAAAUUUUUACCGUAAUUUUUUAUCCAAGAGGGGAGGAUUUCGCGAAAUGAGGGAAACUCGUAUCAGGUCAUUUUAAAAAGAUCUACAAAAAUUAUUUUGAAGCCGAUCGGUUGGUAAAUAAGAAAAUAUUCAUACAACCGGUUUUAACUUAAUUUACCAGAGUUGGAAUGCACCAAAACCUCGUCAGACAAACAUUAGUAUGUGUAUAGAGAUUUUUGUGGAUGCUAUCUGCAAAUGUAUAUAGGUCUUAGAUCUGAUUGACAUGAAAUGCAUACAUAUAUUUGGAUGUAAACCAAUUCAGUACAUGCCCAUAGAAACGCAUAGGUUUAUGACGCCCAACAAUUUACCAUACAUGCACAUUUACAUACAAAUUUACAUUUACAAAUACACAAUAUACAUAUUUACCUAUGUACAUAUUUCACAAUGGUGCAUUUAUUUUGAAUUCGAACCUUUAUUCAUUAUAUAUUUAUGAGUUUUUAAGACAGUCAAUCCCAGUUCACAAACGUACAUAUACAUAUAUACGUCUGCCAAUAUAUACCCAAAUCCCAAUCCUCUAAACCUCAAAGUUCAUCCAAAAACAAAAUUCACCAGAAAAUUACAAUCACAAUGUACAGAAAGUAUGCAUAAUCAACAUUUUUACUUUAUUCAAAAAUAGGUCUGCGCACAGUAUGUCCUGCAUACUA